Molecule: messenger RNA, 1007 nt
Organism: Lolium perenne
Lineage: Eukaryota; Viridiplantae; Streptophyta; Magnoliopsida; Poales; Poaceae
Source: RefSeq, a predicted model, not a curated record
UAAGUCCUCAACUGAUUCCCGGCUAAUUUUUUCUUGUAAUCUAGAACUAUUUUUAGGGUUUUAAUUUGAGGUAAAUUCAUUCAUCACUAUAGGUGUUACAAUGCCACCAAAACAAUUGUCUGGUGAUGCGAAAAAAAGGAAGAGAAAGCAAGAUGAAAAGAUUAGGGAAUCGCAAAGAGGCGAUUUGAAUAAGUAUUUUCCAGUUAAAAGUAAUAUUGAUGUCAACAACAAUAAUCAGAGGCCAAUAUCUGAUCUGGGACAAGCUGAUGAGGAUAAUACAUAUGGAGAUAUUGAGGUCCAUGAACAGUCCUCAAAUAAUAAUGAUUAUGAUAAUGUUAAUGAGGACAAUAUGGAGGAAGAAAAUUUGCAGCCUUCAUCUAAUCCUAAUGGUGAUGAUCAAGAUGAUUCUCUUUUAUCUAUGUAUGAUCCAAGAACAUGGGAUAAUCUUGACAACUCCAAACGGGAUAUAUUGAUUGAAAAGGGGCCUCUCAGAGAACCGAAUCUACAAUUCCGUUCUCCAAGUAACAUUGCCAGAUGAUUUAUCAGCGCUUGAGAUUCUUCAGUUCGUUACAACUGCUGAUUGCUAUCCAAAUGUGUCAGUUGCAUAUCGCAUCCUCUUGACUAUACCUGUGACUGUAGCCUCAGCUAAACGAAGUUUCUCUAAACUGAAGCUACUAAAAAAUUGUUUGAGGUCAACUAUGUUACAAGAUAGAUUGAAUGGCUUGGCUACAUGUUGUAUUGAGAAGGAUAUCUUGGAAAGGAUUGAUCUUGAAACAAUUGUCAAUGAUUUUGCAUCGAGGAAUGCGCGGAGAAGCUUUUUGGAGAAGCAUUGAAGCAUAAUUGUCGAAGUACUCAUGGUAAUUUGGUCUUUAUUUGAGGUAAUGAAACUAGUGCAAAAUACAUUUUAUAUUUUGCUGCCAUUUUAUAAUUAUUUUUACUGUAAUAUGCGUACAAACUGAGAGUUUAUAUAUAUCUAAUUAUACUACAUAUCGUUUUGAAAGGGCCCU